AUGGAAAAGCGUUUACUGGUGAGAGCAGUGAUGGGAGCACUCAACCCUGCAGACAUUGCCACCAAGAGACUCAGCGCAGCAAGGCUCGAAUCUUUAUGUUAUUUUUUGGGUAUUUGGAGAGGAAACAAUCUCGAAGGAUCACAUGACCCAGGAAACAUUUUCAGACAUCUCACAAAUCAACGACAACAGGGCCACAGCCAGGCACAGAUCAACCUUUUGAUUAGCGCCUUGAGCGUGCUUACUCAGCUUCAAGGGUGUUCUGACGCCAUGGAUUCUUUGGCAACUGGAGGAUGUUUCUUCAAUGCCGUGUUUUUGUUCACAUGGCUGCUAGGUUUGAUUGGCUACAUUUACCUGGCCAUCCGCCCUGGUGAACUCUUGAAGAAUUUUGAUUUUGUGAGCGACGCUGAGACUUCGAGCACUGGUGCCACAGAGGAUCCAAUGGACAACAGCUCAAGCAGCGAUGCCUCUGACCAUCCAGCUUGGUCCGAAGAAGGCAUGGUUCACUGGCUUUAUGAGCGACGUGAGAGGAGGCUGCAAAAGGCUGUUACAAAACAGGAUCCCACAAAGACAAAUCAGUAUUUGGCCCGACAGGGUAUUCUGAGUGACAUGUUGGCUGCUUUGGAGGUGGCCACAGCAGAAACCAGGGGCCACAUCAAACAGGUCCUUGAGGACAUCACGGAUUUGUCAAGUGAUGAGGACUCACCCACUAUGAACACUGGUGGCCAUGACAUAGCUCUGAAUUCUGGAGUUCCGACAGGUAUUGCCACAGCUUUUGUGCAUGGAGUAGCUAGCUGGUAUGACCCUUUGUGGAUGCGACUUCGGCGACAUCGAGAUCCCCAACAACAGCAGUGUGAUCCCUUUCACAACUAUGGUCUUGACUGCAUGGUCCUUGGCACUUGGCCAGUGUACUUCCCACCAACAACUUUGGCGGCACAUGCAGCGGAAGCUGAGCCUCAGGUCAAUGAGGACUUGCAACUUGAAGGGAGCCUGCUGGUAGCCCUGCGGAGGAUCAAUGGUCGACUGGAAAGGGCACAGCGGAGAGGCAACAUUGGGCAAGGCAUGAAGUACAUGCAAAGCCGAACAUGGUUGCUGAGCUGUGUGGCUCACUAUGCCAACUGCAGUCCCCAGGAGAGACUGCGCAUGGCAGAGGUGAUCAAGGACACCGGGAACCUCAGUGAGGACGACGAGUCCCCGCAGCAUGGCAUGGGGAACGACGAAAGACAUCUCCAAUUGGCCGAGGCAGACAAAGCCUUCCGUGCCAUCAUGGCCCUCCUUGAGUAUGACAGGUUCGAGGAGGUGACAAAGCUGGUCGGACAGCUUGGAGGAGCACUCCGUGAGGUGGUGCCAGAGAGUUCCAAGUCCGAUGAGGAGAUGGCCGAGGAGACGCCAGCGGAAAAAGCACAAAGGUAUAUGAACUGUGGACAGUCUGAGGCAUCAGACCCUGACCUCUGGGCGGACAUACACUACGGCCCGAGAAACCGCCGAGAUGUGACACAGCCCGAGGAUGAGACGGAACUGCAAGAGUUCUGCACUUUCGCCGUGGUCCUUUGCAAGGAACUGCUAGCCAAAUUGCCAGCUGCGUUCGGUGUGCUAGAUGGCAGGAGGCUUGGGUUGCAUUUGCCAAACUUCCUGCGCGAUCUCUUCAAGUUGAUCUGGCCAUUUGCAAUGCGGCGGUUGCUGCAGUCGGAAAGGGGUCCGAAUGGUCACGAGCAGUUGCAGCCGUCUCCGGCAUCCAAAGGCUUGCCUUGGAAUGUGACAUCAUUUCAGCCAACUCGGCAAUCUCCGCUUGUCGGAGCCGCUGGAGCGCUGCGCUGCAGCUGGUCUUUGGAACUGUGCUUCAAGGGCUGCAAAGAGAUUCCAUCACGUGGAACGCAGGCGUCAGUGCUUGCAGACCUCGCUGGUCGACUGCAGUGGCACUUGCUUCCCACAGCUCGCGCAGCAUUCGUGUGUUGCAACACUGCUCUUGGGGCCUUGGUGAACUCAGCAUGUUGGGCGCAAGCGCAAGAAUGCCUCGAGGACGUGGCUGCCGAUCCCGUGGCUUUCAACGUGCUCCUGGCAGAGGCUCAGAAUGCGCAGGACGCCCUGCGACUGUUGGAACAGAUGGGCAACCUGGCGCUGCGGCCAACGCUGGUCACACUGAAUUCAGGAAUCAGUGCUUGCCACCGUGGAAGCCUCUGGGAGAUGUCCUUCAACUUGCUGUCGGACUUACUUUCCUCCGGGGAUCUCAGGCCAGAUCCCAUCACCUGUGCCGCGACUCUUAGUGGCUGCGAGAGGUCGCAGCAGUGGCAACAGGUCACAAAAGUUUUGCAGUGCCUGCGGACCGUGUCUCCUGAUGUCGUGGUCUUCCAAACGGUUAUUAGCACUGCGGCCCAAAGCCAGCAGUGGACCUCUGCUGUCAGUUGGCUACGACAGCUGAGGAUCAGAGGAAUCAUUGCUACCACCUCUGCAUACAAUGCAGCUAUGAAUGCUUGCGACAGAAGUCGCUGGUGCUGGUCUACAGAAUUGGUUUACUCAAUGAGGCAGUCGGCCUUAGUCCCAGACAUCCUUUCCAGCACUGCAUUGAUGAGCAGCCCAUGGCCGUCAGCCUUGCGGAUGCUACAGGCAUUCUCCAUGAUGAUUUUGCAGCCAGAUGAGCUUGCCGGCACGGCAAUUCUCAGGACUUUGUCAAGUAGCGUUUGUUGGCAGCAUGCCCUGCUGGUCGGAAGCAGCUUUCCGGACGCGCGGGAUGGCCUCGCCUGUGCUGCGCUGGUGACUGCUUGUGAGGCUUCGGCGGUGAGAGUGGCGAUGCCAACAUUGUUGGAUGAAGCCAUGCAGACUGCCAUGAAGAGCGUGCCUGGGACCAUGGCAUCUGAGAAAACCCGCAAGCCGCCCGGCAGCGAGGCCAAUGCCGAUCGAUGGAAAUCGGUCCCACGCUGUUUCCGUGAGGUGCGAUGUCCUUAUCCAAAGGGUCAGACGAUCGGCAGCGUUUUUGGCGCCAUCAACUAUUCCGUUUGUGGACCAGAAAAUGGAGAGGUGGUCAUGUGCUUUCACGGGCUCAACGGCUCCAGGAUGCUCUUCCAGGAGAUUGCUGUGUACUUGGCACGGCAUGGAGGCUUCCGAGUGGUCACCUUUGACUUGUAUGGCCAUGGUUUGAGCAAUGCACCACCUGUGGAUUUGUGCCCCAGCAGAGCUUGCUCCUCUUGCUGUCUUCCCGGCUGCUGCUCCCUCAGCGGAGCAAGAGCAAGGUAUGAUCUUGAAUGUUUUGCGGAGCAGACCGCAGAGCUCCUGUCAUCCAUCGGCCUGGCAGCUGCGCGCGUGAACCUCUUGGGUUUCAGUUUGGGAGGUGCCGUGGCCAUGGCCUUUGCCAAAAGAUUUCCUGAGAGGGUCAUGCGAAUCGCGGCAAUUUCACCUGCUGGAUUCGUACCGCGGGUGCCACCCUUGUACUAUUUGCUACGGGCCUGCUGGUGCUGUUUGAUCCCACUUGCACCACAUGUUGUGUGCACGUGUUGGUACAAGAAGGAGAGAUUCACCAGGUCACUCAAAAAAGAUCCGCAAAUGCAGGGAAUGGGUGAGCAAGCAGUCACGAAUCUGUGGUCGAGAUUCGUAUGGCAACUCUUUGUGAAGCGAGGAGUGGCUGGUGCAACACUGGCAACCUGCAGCAGGGUGAACUGGUUCAACCUGAGCCAUUUAUACAAUGAUGUGGGCAGGCACCCCAGACCAACUUUGCUCCUUUGGGGCGAAAGAGAUGGACUGAAUCCACCCGCCACCGUGGGCCAGAAGGUGGCUGGAUAUUUCUCCAAUGCCAAGUUGCUGGUGAUACCCCAAGCUGGCCAUAUUGCCUUGUGCGACCAGCCUACGGAGGUCCAUCCGCGUAUCUUACGUUUCUUGUCUCUUCCAGAGAACACUAGCCUGAACCUCAGAAGGGCAGCAGAGGAGGUGUCUAUGUGGCUGCGGCUCAAAAAUUCUUGA
This is a messenger RNA of Cladocopium goreaui, 3948 nucleotides long. NCBI's taxonomy places the organism in Eukaryota, Dinophyceae, Suessiales, Symbiodiniaceae. The record is from the annotation of a GenBank genome assembly.